CUUCUUCGUUGGUGGAGGUGGAGUUGUGAAGAGAGGAGGUGAAGCGUUCAAACUUUUUCAGGUUUAUAUAUGUUUAUUGUAUGAUCAUUGUUUUGUAGUGUUUGUGUACGUGUAGUGUAGUUUUCUGUGUGUUGUGCGUGUCUCGUGGCGGGGAUGGCGUCCGCAGGGACGCCGCCUGUUAGAAGAAUUGUAUAUAAGUUAUCAUGUGCUGAAUGUAUUGCUGAUGCAGAGUGUGACAGUCUGACAUUUGUGUGCAGUCUAGCACCUCUGAGUGCCACAUCCUGUUUUGCAAUAAAAAUAAUUAGUCUCAUUGUCUAACUGAAGUAUGUUUCUUGCCAUAUAAGGAAAUGUACCCAAAGCAAGGAACUUGCCUGGAGAGACGUGAAGGUCAAGACGGAUUUCACUUCUCUCUAUGUAAAUGUCACCCCACCUUGACCUUGUAUCUGAGCUUUUGAAUAAAUACACUGUGAAAGGGAAGUACCGUCGAAGUUGGCUGCGACCUACUCAAAGGUGCGGACUUCCCUUGCAAGUAAAAACGUACGAGUGUAUGUGUGGUGUUUGAUUCAUGGAUUCUUACAACAUUGAUACAUGUCUGGGUUAAAUUCCCUCGACAUUUUUGGUCCUUCGAGCCGGAUGCCAACAGAUCCAGACCAGGGGAGCGGAUCGAGAGAGAACUGAAGACUGUGCACAGCCCUUAGGACAAAGUCCUGUGGAGUGAAUUCUUCCCAGGCCAGUUCGACCUGACCUGUUCCUUGGACUGGAUUGACGGCAUCCGAACAAAAAGAAGACGAAUCAAACAGGUUCCAAAAGUGACUGUGGGAGAUUUCGUGUUCAUCAAGUCGAUAAAAAGGAAGCACUGGAACAGCCCACGGUGGGAGGGACCGCAUCAAGUGCUGCUCACAACACCCACUGCAGUAAAGAUCACUGAGAGAGGAACCUGGAUACAUCUCUCUCACUGCAAAAAGGCAACACAGGAGACCGGUGACGCCACUGGUUAGGAGGGGAAGCCUGACUUCAAAGGGGGGUUACCUAAUAGUGGUGACUCGUCUCAACGUCAGUGAAGUAAACAACGAUCCCCUAACCGUUAGGGCAUUCACUGGAAACCUGGUAUUGUAUAAAAAAAAUGAAGUUACUGAGACUGUUUGCAGUGGGAGUAUGAUGUGUCCUUACAGGUUUGAUGCUGAUGAGAGAUGGAGACGACACUGCAAGGAAGAAGAGAGAACUUCUGACUGGGCAUGACAUAAACCACAACAUAUGGUAUCGCAAUGCUAACUUGACAGCUUACAAAAGUAAUGUGACCAACUGUUACGUAUGUAGCUUUGUCCCACACCAUGCUAAUUCUAACCCGUUCUGGACACCAGAACCUGAGACGGAGGUUAACACUCUGUGUAUAGUAGCAUUCUGGUACAUGCAAGUGAUCAAGAAUGACAAAUACUUCACUCGAUGGCUUCCAAAUUGUACUAAGAGUCAACCUAUUAAAGAAUGGCGAGAUCCUAGAAACUACACCAAAAAGACUAACCAAACUAAUCUGGAGGGAAUAGCACCCGCCCGCUAUCCAACCAAAUCUCCUUUCUGUUUCUCCGUGACUUGUAGAGAGAGUUUUCGUACACGAAAGAACGUAAUAAUUCCCGCUACCAAGUACUUGGGAAAGUCAGAUUUUUUGGUAACUCUAAAAGUAGCUAGUGACGCAGAUCAGAAUAAAGGAUAUUGGCAUCCACUGUACAGCGACAGCUCUCCCAGUAAACCCUGUAACCACCUGAGUGUCCACUGCAACGUGGAUCACGCACCAAUAAAUUGGACAGCGGUCGGAGAAAGAGCUGAAAUACAGGGAUGGCAAAGCAUACCUUCUAUGUGGAUGUUUUUACCUGGCGAGAAUGGUUACCCCAGUCCAACCACUCAUGUGUGGGUAUGUGGCAAAGAUAUGUAUCUGUACCUCCCUAACAACUGGUGUGGAACUUGUCAUUUGGCUAGACUAGUUCCUGCAGUUGUAUUGAUUCCUGCAGCUGACGUCUCAAAGGCUAUGGCCAACACCCCAACACGAAUAAAACGCUCUAUGGAAGAAACAACAGUUAACAAAGACAAAGAACCAUUGGUAAACGAUGCAAGAGGUGUGUUCAUGACAAUCUUCCCAAUGUACGGUGUGGCAUAUUUGGCCCACAGGAUGAAUGAGAUGCACGCCGAUUUAGAAGACAUUGCUGAGUCUCUGGAGGGGGUCCUUAAACAUCUAGUGGAGGACCCUGAAAAGAGGGCAAUGCGAGCCAUGAUUCUGCAGAACAGACUAGCACUCGACUACCUAUUAGCUAACCAGGGAGGGGUGUGUGAACUCAUAGGUGACCAGUGUUGUACUUUCAUUCCUGACCCGACUAGCAAUCUCACCAAUAUGCUUAACAAAGUGACUGAAUUGCGGAAGCACCUGACAGACAAAAAAGAUGGCCAGUGGAGUCCAUGGACAUGGUUGUCCUCUGGAGGGUAUCUCCAAAUCGUUGGAAAGAUCCUCAUCCCUGUUGGUGCUGUUUUGCUCUUGUUUUGUGUUUUCAUGAGCUGUGUGUUACCAUGCAUUCGAACAAUGAUUAACAAAGCUGUAGGUCAAUCUGUUACUGCUGUAAUGAUGAGUGAAGAGUAUUUGACUCUGCUUCACAGCCCUGACGGAGAUGGUGAUAUCGACCUUGAGGAUGAAGACACAGAACUGUAGCAACAUUGAAAAAUUUAACUUUUCCCUCUGAGUGUAAAUAAAAAUGAAGGUGUUAUGAAAAUGAUGGUCAUGCAGAAAACUUGAAAAAGAGAUAGUAUGACUCGACAGAGAGGAUUUGACAUUCAUUAAUGAUAAACAGGAGGGAAAUGUUAGAAGAAUUGUAUAUAAGUUAUCAUGUGCUGAAUAUAUUGCUGAUGCAGAGUGUGACAGUCUGACAUUUGUGUGCAGUCUAGCACCUCUGAGUGCCACAUCCUGUUUUGCAAUAAAAAUAAUUAGUCUCA
Molecule: messenger RNA, 2973 nt
Organism: Pleuronectes platessa (European plaice)
Lineage: Eukaryota; Metazoa; Chordata; Actinopteri; Pleuronectiformes; Pleuronectidae
Exons: 2
Coding region: 1178-2692 (504 amino acids)
Source: RefSeq, a predicted model, not a curated record